Molecule: messenger RNA, 891 nt
Organism: Rhincodon typus (whale shark)
Lineage: Eukaryota; Metazoa; Chordata; Chondrichthyes; Orectolobiformes; Rhincodontidae
Gene: atpv0e2
Product: ATPase H+ transporting V0 subunit e2
Exons: 4
Coding region: 5-316 (103 amino acids)
Biological process (GO): proton transmembrane transport
Cellular component (GO): proton-transporting V-type ATPase, V0 domain
Molecular function (GO): proton-transporting ATPase activity, rotational mechanism
Source: RefSeq, a predicted model, not a curated record
GUGGAUGAAGCCCCUAGCUUUGGGGGGGGGGGUGCUGGUGGAGGAAGCGGCCGGCAGUGGGAAAGCAGGAGGCUGGGGCUUCGAAAAGGACAAGAUGACCAGUCAUUCGGUGACCAUUCCCAUGGUCUGCUUCACUAUCUUCUGGGGACUUGUGGGCUUUGCUCUGCCUUGGUUUGUGCCGAAGGGUCCCAACAGAGGUGUAAUAAUAACCAUGAUCGUCACCACAGCUGUUUGUUGCUACUUGUUCUGGCUCAUUGCCAUCCUAGCUCAGAUGAACCCUCUCUUUGGCCCGCAGCUCAAGAACGAGACUAUCUGAUGCUGACUGACAACUUGAACAUUCCAGAAUAUCCUGUCAUCUCCACAUUCCCUGUAAAAAUCAUACCUAGUAAAACUUUGUACGUUCUCCCUGCCCCCUGACUCCUGCUCUGCAACAGACAUUUGACUUUUGUUUCUGACCUGACGUCAUUGCAUGAAGUAAAAUGAUGAUUUCUGCCUCACCAAACCCAAGGAUUCCCCAGGCAGCAUCCAAAGAUUUCAUGAAAAUUGGUUUGAGGAUAUUUUAAAUCAACUGUGUGCAAUCCUCAGCAUGCUAAUUUCUGAUGUUUCUUUCUGUUUGUAAUUACAAUGUGUCCCAGGAACCUGCUCCAAUUAAAAAUUAUUUUUCAGUAGGUAAAGAAAACUAGCAGGCAUUGUAGGGUAGCUAUACUGUGAUACUGUGCUUAGAUUACUGUGACAAAUCCAUGUAGCAAUGUUUUGAUCUGUAAGGGAAUAUUUAUUUUGUUUCAGCAAUCUGCUACCAAAUAUGUUUUAAAAGUAGGAAUUGAUGUUCAAUGCUGUAAUCUUUAAAAAUGUUGACAGUGCAAUAAAAUCAGAUUGUGUCCCAUCCCCAAA